UUUAGGUUUGGUUUCAAAACAGAAGAGCAAAAUGGCGGAAACGAGAAAAGAUGAGAACAUUUGGUUUUGCUCCCCACAUUUUCUGUGCUGGAUUUGACCGAUAUCCUUUCACAUCCCCAACUGCUUCUGCAUACCCCUACCCUGCAGGUGCGGUAGCGUAUUAUCAUCAACAAGAGCCUUGUAUUAACCCUUCGAUAUAUCCAGAUCUACACAGCACUAUGGAUAUCAGGGGGUAUAUGGCUCGAUAUGAGUGUACAACCAAUGGCAGUUUGGGACCUUUAGGUACACCAAUAUAUCAUUGCUCGUGUAAUGGAGUGCAUAGACAACAUGUGAUUGCAUCACACCCCACCCUAUCACCACAGUUAUCCCCGUUAUCGUACGAUUCCAAAAGACUACCAUCGGCCGGAACUCGAGAAGAAUCACCCGGACAGGAACAACGUGCAACCAGUAUUGUGACAUUACGUACUAAAGCCAAGGAGUACGAACUGAGUAACUUAAAAAUAAAAUCUGAGUUUGAAGGCAGAUAACGACAUAACAACGCUGCUUGAUUCAUGUGACGUCAUGAUUUCAAUCAAUGAACAGCUAUAUAGUAAACGUCACGAGGCAAUACAUGGUGGUCAACUUCAGAACUGUUGACACUAGUAGUCACUAGUAGAACUGAGUAACCAAAUUCAACUAUACAUCUCAGCUUACCUCCAAAUGCAAGACUGUUACAUGCAUUAUUUGCUGGCGUGAUAACUGCUGUUUGAUCACCAUCUGCUGCACGUGACGAUAUACCGGAACUGAGCCGGUAUGUAAAUAAAGCGAGCUCAUGAAGAACAUUUUAGGUUCUCUAUUGACGAGAAUUUCCUCCAGCCGAGCAUUACAAACACAUGAUAAACGCCGAAAACGUCUGCUUCACGAUCGAGGGGAGGGUAGUUAGGAGUAUGUUAUCAGAUACAAAGCCACAGUAUGAACAUACGCUGAAUUUCAUCCGCCGAAGACAUGUAAAGUUUUAUUUGCAGUUCACCCUGUUUUAUAUAGAAUGAUGUUCUUAUCAAUAGAAAAAUCCUUAGGUUUCCUGGGUUUACCUUCAUCGGUAAACGUGCGUUAUUAUUUUUCAUUUUUAUCAUUAUUUUUCAUCUUUCUCUCUUUUUAAAAUAUUUAUGAUUGUAAGAGGUUAAAGAUUUUGUGAACUACUUUUGUAAAUAUUAUAAGUUUAAAUUAUUAACAAUAAUAUAAAAAUGGACACAAGUUAGAAAAUAAUGCAAAAUCAUGUAAAUUUAAAUCAAGAUUUGGAAAUAAAUUGAUGAUUCAUAAAGCAGGAAGUACAAAAAUAUAUAUUGUCAGACGAAGAAUUUUUAGGACUUCCUGCAGCGUGAGGGACGGACGAAAUUCAAAGAAACGUAAAAACACCCACAAAACACCCAAAUUCAUAAAAGGCAUGUCAUAAAAAGUUUUUCAAGUUUUUUAAAAAAAUAGUUUUUAAAAAAGUUUUAAAAAGCUUUAAAAGAGUUUUGAAAAGCAAGAAAAGUUUAAAAAGUUAGGGUUAGUGGUUAGGGUUGGGGUUAGGAUUAGUGUUAGGUGCCGCGAAUUUAUUAUUAUGAUAAAUUCAAAAUUUGCCGCGAAUUUAUCAUAAUGAUAAAUUCGGACUUGUUUAAGAAUUUACUCAUAUAGUAAAUUCAAAGGUGGAGCUCAUGCUGGAUAUUUUCGUUACAUGUCUUCAAAUUUGGAUAUGCUUUUCAUUAUAGUCAGUGACACUGACAGACGGCCCGCCGCGGAACGGUCUGCCGUAAAUUUUGUAAUACACAAUAACUUAGGUCGUGUGAUUAUCUGAUUAUUUUCCGUAUUACUGAGAUUGGUCAGUCAUAUCUUUGGAGAUUUGUAUAUAUCAUAUAAUACCACCAUUUAAAGUUUGUAAAAUAUAUAUAUGAAUGAACGUUAAAAGUAGCAUUUGUUCAGUGUGUUUACCUUUCAGUUCUAGGCCUGACGCAUUCGAUCUCUGCGUUAGCGCAACCUAGUGUGUCUUUCAAACAAG
This is a messenger RNA of Paramuricea clavata, 2017 nucleotides long. Lineage: Eukaryota; Metazoa; Cnidaria; Anthozoa; Malacalcyonacea; Plexauridae. The record is from the annotation of a GenBank genome assembly.